Molecule: messenger RNA, 3436 nt
Organism: Acanthopagrus latus (yellowfin seabream)
Lineage: Eukaryota; Metazoa; Chordata; Actinopteri; Spariformes; Sparidae
Product: gastrula zinc finger protein XlCGF57.1-like
Exons: 4
Coding region: 254-2026 (590 amino acids)
Biological process (GO): regulation of immune system process; negative regulation of transcription by RNA polymerase II; central nervous system development
Cellular component (GO): nucleus
Molecular function (GO): DNA-binding transcription factor activity, RNA polymerase II-specific; RNA polymerase II cis-regulatory region sequence-specific DNA binding
Source: RefSeq, a predicted model, not a curated record
GACCUGCCGUACCAUCGCGAGCUCAUCGAAGCUGCCGUUGAUCGAUAUUUUCACCUGUAAUUGAUCAGAGAUGGACUCAGAGCUCAAACUGCUGCACGUCCAGAUAAAAGCUGAAGCGAAGCCUCGAGCUGAAGUGGUCGGGUCGCAGCGGCAGCAGCUGUCCCUUCCUGAAUCACCAGAACUCCUUUGAGACAACUACCAUCCCUGCUGGGCCCAGAAGUACAAAACCAGGACAUGAACUGAGUGAGCCGAGAUGAGUCGCACAGAUCGAAGUUAUUAUGGAGCGAGUCUGUUGAUCACUCGUCAGAUACUGACAGUGCCGACUGUUUCUGAGCUGGACUCAACAAUCAGCUGCUGUCUACAGAAUCACUGCAGUCCUGUCCGUGUGCCACAGCAGGAGAGCAGAUGGGUUCUGGACCACAAUGAUGAUUUACCUACUGGUGUUCGAAAAGUGAUUGUUGGUGAAGAAGGGCAGCAGGACUGGAGCUCCAGUCUGGACCAGGAGGAACCAGAACCCCCACACAUUAAAGAGGAACAGGAGGAACUCUGGACUGAUCAGGUGGAGGAUGAUGUCACCAGGUUCACCUUCACUGCUGUCCCUGUGAAGAGUGAAGAUGAUGACGAGGAGAAACCUCAGUCCUCACACAUGGAGACAGAAGCUGAUGGAGAGGACUGUGGAGGACCAGAACCAGCCAGGAACUCAGAUCUAGAUCUUGAGACUGAUGACUCCUCAGAGACUGAAGUGAGUGAAGGUGACUGGGAGGAGACCAGAGAGCCUCAGGCUGGUUCAAACUCUGUGAUCAAUAACGAAGUGACUGUUGGUGAGCUCACCGUCGAGAGGUCGUUCAGCUGCUCUGAAUGUGGUCAAAGAUUUGGACGCAAGCCGCAUCUGAAUGCACACAUGAGAAUUCACACAGGAGAGAAACCGUUCAGUUGCUCCUUCUGCGGCAAAAGAUUUUCUCAGAAGGGAAACUCGAUUAGUCACAUGAGACUUCACACAGGAGAGAAACCGUUCAGCUGCUCCAUCUGUAAGAAACAGUUCAGAUACAGUGGAGAUGUCAGCAGACACAUGAGAAUCCACACUGGGAAGAAAAAGAAAUCCAACAUCAGUGACACAGUCAACGGUUUCGUUCACAAAGGACCAGAACCAGCCAGAAAGUCAGAUCCAGAUCGACAUCUACAGCCAAGUACUGAUGAUAAACCUUCAGAACCAGAGACCGUUGACAGAGAUGAUGGGUGGAAGGACAGCAAGGAAUUCGAGCCAGGUGUCAACACUCUGAACACUGAUGAAAUCUCUGUGAGCAAUAUGAGAUGUAAUCCUGACAAAGAGACCUUCAGCUGCUCCAAUUGUGGCAGAACUUUCUGCCGCCGGGAUCAUCUGAUGAGCCACAUGAGAACGCACACAGGAGAGAAACCCUUCAGCUGCUCCGUGUGUCAGAAACGUUUCAGCUGCAGUGGAAACAUUUUGGCCCACAUGAGGAUUCACACAGGAGAGAAACCAUUUGAAUGUUCAUUUUGUGGCAAAAGCUUCAGCCAGAAGGGAACUUUACAACUUCACGAGAGAAUUCACACAGGAGAGAAACCAUUCAGCUGCCCGUUCUGUGACAAAAGGUUUGCUCAUAAAAGACGCAUGACGCUGCACAUGUCUGUCCACACAGAGGAGAAACGCUUCAGCUGCAGUGCAUGUGACAAAAGAUUCACCUGGUACACACAGCUCAAAACCCACAAGUGUGUCGGUGAGUCCUCACAGCUCCGUCAAACUGAGAAAAAGGUUCCUAACAAGGAGGCAUUCAGCUGCACUGACUGUGGUAAAAAGUUCAGCCUGAAGGGAAAUCUGAAGACACACAUGAGGAUUCACACAGGAGAGAAACCGUUCAGCUGCUCAGUCUGUGGCAAAAGUUUUAAACAGAACGUUCAUCUGACGGAGCACAUGACGAUUCACACGGGAGAGAAACUCUAUAAAUGCAGCAUUUGUGGAAAAGGAUUCAAUAAGAAGUUACUGGUCAGAAACCACACGUGUGUUUAAUCCUCAUCAGGAGGAGGAGAGUGAAGAUGAACAGCAGGUGAGCUCUGAUCCGGCUUCAGAUCACAUCCUGUGUCAAUGUGAAUAUUGUCCACAAACUGGACAUGAUGAGAAACUGAAUACUUAAUGAAGAGUCUCUAAACAAGACUCAAUUCAAAGUGCUGAAAUAUUCUGCCUAAGUCCAAGUUUGAACUGAAGUCUGAGUCUGAAAACAUCAAGUGUGUUGGAGUUUCAUCUCAGAUGGAUCAGUUCCACUGCAGCUGCCUGGCAGCAGAAACCUUCAUGACUUUAACAAAGUUAAACACAGAUUAUCUUGAAAGUAGAGAAAAAAAAAUUACAGCUGGAGUGAAAAUGUGCAGGAAAUGCUCGAGUCUGACGAGCUCUGAGGUAAAGCAGUUGUGACGUUUUAAUGGUUGAUGUUGAUUAUCUGCAUUUCAAUCAAACAUAGUGCAGCUGUGAUGACUGCAGGCCGACUGUGUCACAGUUAUCACUUGAUAUUAUUAUAUGACAGUUAUAAAUGAUAUAAUUAGUCAUUUAAUCAUUAAGUUUGUUGAGUAAGACAGGACGGAUGUUGCAGGUGAUAAUAAAAAUUUUGGCUAAUUACAACGUGAAAUAAGAUGGCAGCAGCUGCAUUCCAAGUGUUUACAGAACCCACAGUCUCGGGGUGCAUAUCAAUUAUGUUGAACUGCAUCCACAUUUCCCUUGCUUGCAUCUUUUCCUUGUGUCCUAGCUCCUCCCACUGAGGACGAAGAGACACACAAGGAAACCCGGCAAGGAGAAACAUGGAAAUGAGACGUAAUUUCCUCUGAAGUCUCAUCAAACUUCCAGAACAACUUCCUGUUUGAGUGAAGAGUGCCGAAAUAUUAAAUAAGUGACUUAAGAUGUGAAGUUCCCACAAUGACUUCCUGGAAAUGUUUCACAAUAAAAGUAGUGUUAAAAAUAAAGGGUUUCGGUCAACUGAAACUGUAGAGGGCUUUUAAUUUGAAACUGAUACAGGAAGUGAAUAUGAACCAUGUAAUGCUGUAACUUUAAUUGAAGUGGCUUCAAACUGAAGAUUGUUAUGUUUCUUAGAACAGUUAGCCGCCACUAGCCACACGCUGCUAGCUCUCUCCACCAGUCUGUUUGUAUUAAAGCUUGUACAUUGGACCGACAGAACCAGAAGCUGACCCAGUGCUGCACCAGAGGAGACCAGUUGACUUUAUGAACACAAGUUUUCUUCAAGAGAAAACCUGCUGACGUCUCCAUGUUAAAAUAAUAUGCUGGAGUUUGUCUCGUAGCGUUGCAGCUCUCACGCGUCUCCUCUUUGAAUUAAUAUAUGACGGACUGUUUGUCUUUCACUGGUCUUCAUCCCACCACCUGCUCUUCUGCACAUAAAAGGUUCUGUUAAUUUAAAUAAAACUGCAUCACAACACG